GGUCAGCGUUGUACAUGACGAUCGUACGAUCGUUAGACGCAGACGCGCGAGAAAGCGAGUCGGACGAGGAAACGCGAGCGAGAUGCAGCUAUUCGCGGUCGGGAUGAUGAAUUCGCCUGGUGCGGCAGUAACUCGAGUGGAAGUUCGUCCACUGUCUUCUUGACCCCCCCCCCCCCCCUCCCAACCUCCUCCCUUCCCACCGUGGUACACACGUGCAUCAUGUACCCGACGUCCUCCAGACUCCUGCCGUCUCAUCUUCCACCAUCGCAAGCACCUUGCGCUGCGAUUGACGCAUGGCCGGCAGUAACAGCACGUUUGGCCGAGGGAGGACCUGUCGUGGGGACCAUGCGCAGCAUAACAACGGCAGCAGUUCGAUCAAACACGGAUGGUCGCGCGCGUUCGCUGGCGUCUGGUCGCUGGUAGUUGGAGCAAACUUUGCAGGCGACAGGACCGUCGAACCGGGAGUCAUUUCAGUCCAACGUUGCCCCUCGAUACUGACGGACUCAAUCUCUGUCGCAACCAGUUGUUCUCGGUUCGGUUCCCCGGUUCACCCUCCCCAUCAUCUCUCUUCUCCGUUCCACACGAGUGCUGUUGGUGUGAGCGAGCCGGAUCAUUACAAUCAUCCCCGCCUUAAUACGGCUUCCUGUCCGUACGUCAUCAUCGUCCCGUCCCUGAAAGGAUGCUGCUACGUAAAGUGUCCGCGACGUUUGGCGCCAGCUUGCGCCAACAAUUGGCACGCCAGGGUGGAGAGACUGGCGCUUGUGCGACCGUUCUCACCGUUCAGCAGCAUCGACGCUGGCUCUCGAGCGGAAGUAGAAAAUCUAAUCCCAAAAUCCUUAUCACAGGUGGGUUGGGUCAGCUGGGCGUAGAAUGUGCCAAGCUCUUGCGUAGCCAGUACGGCGAGGAAAGCGUCAUUCUGUCCGACAUCAUCAAACCGAGCGAUGCCAUUCUGGACAGUGGUCCAUACAUAUUUGCUGACAUCCUGGAUUUCAAGGGUUUGCAGAAGAUCGUUGUGGAUCAUCGCGUCGAUUGGAUCAUCCACUUUUCCGCCCUCUUGAGUGCGAUUGGAGAGCAGAAUGUGCCGCUGGCGGUACGCGUUAACAUCGAGGGCAUGCACAAUGUGCUGGAGCUGGCCAAGCAGUACAAGAUGCGCAUCUUCGUGCCCAGCACGAUCGGAGCGUUCGGCCCGGACAGCCCCCGAAAUCCGACGCCAAACGUCACCGUCCAGCGGCCACGCACAAUCUACGGUGUAUCGAAGGUGCAUGCCGAACUGAUGGGCGAAUACUAUCACCACAAAUUUGGGCUCGAUUUUCGCUGCCUCCGAUUCCCGGGUGUUAUCUCGAGUGAUCCACCAGGUGGUGGCACUACCGAUUAUGCGGUGGCCAUCUUCUUCGAAGGCCUCAAGACGGGAAAGUAUCAGUGCUACCUCAAGCCAGACACGCGACUGCCCAUGAUGUACAUCGAGGAUUGUUUGCGGUCACUGCUCGAGUUUAUGACGGCACCGGAGGAGAAGCUAAAGCGCCGGGUGUACAACGUCACCGCGAUGUCGUUCACACCGGAGGAGCUGGUGGAGAAGCUGUCCAAGUACAUCCCUCAGCUUCACGUCAGCUAUCGGCCCGAUAGCCGGCAGCUCAUUGCGGACUCUUGGCCCCAAGUGUUUGAUGAUUCAGAGGCGCGCCAAGAUUGGGGUUGGCAACCGAACUACGACCUUGACAAGCUGGUCGAUUUAAUGGUGCGCGACGUUACGGAGAAUUACAUCAAAAAGGGAAACUAAGGAUUCCACGAAUCUUUCAGCCAUAAUCUAAAUAAACGGAAUACUCUUGCCCUUUAACACCCUUCCUUUCUGUCACGCUU
Messenger RNA from Anopheles darlingi, 1854 nucleotides. RefSeq names its product L-threonine 3-dehydrogenase, mitochondrial (gene Tdh). Lineage: Eukaryota; Metazoa; Arthropoda; Insecta; Diptera; Culicidae. Bases 680 to 1774 code for a protein of 364 amino acids. Gene Ontology annotation, molecular function: L-threonine 3-dehydrogenase activity. The transcript has 3 exons. The record is from RefSeq and is a predicted model, not a curated record. Gene Ontology annotation, biological process: L-threonine catabolic process.